AUGGACGAAAUACUGCCACACAUUCUAUUUCCUCGAGACGGCGAUGACGGAGCAUCACGGGGACAACGUGCACUGGUGGUGACAGCCGUGCUAACUGCCAUUUCUAUCCUCGUGGUUGGCAUGCGGAUGUAUGCUAGGAUUGGCUUGCUGAAAAUGAUCGGUCGCGAAGAUUACACAAUUCUAUUUUCUCUGGUGCAUUUUGGGCUCGGCACGCAUAAUUCUGCUCUUUCCGAUGAAGAAUUGAAACAACAAUUGAAGCGACUUUGGGCGGCCAUUCCUUUUUAUAAUGCCAGUCUCGCACUCACUAAAUUCUCGAUUCUUUUCCAAUAUCUCCGCAUCUUCCCCGACCGCCGAUUCCGUAUUGCUUGCUGGGUCGUGAUGGGCGUUGUCGCGUUGUACGGGACCUGGGCUGUUGUGAGUGCCUUCGUAAACUGUGUCCCCGUGGCCAAGUUCUGGGAUCGAACGAUCGCUGGCUCGUGUCUGAGCUUCGAGGCCGUUUGGUUCUUCAAUGCAUCAAUGAAUAUCGUCACCGACGUCACGCUCCUUAUCAUGCCGAUGCCUCUUCUCUCUCAACUACAGCUCCCGCGCCUACAAAAAUUUGCCCUCAUGGGUGUUUUCGCCAUCGGUGGGCUGUUGGUCUCCCAUUGUAGCAAUUGUACAUGGAGGGUGAUGCUAACUACAAGCAGGGUGGUCAUAACCAGCAUCCUGCGACUUUCUAGUCUUCGCGCGGUCGCGAAAGAUCCCGACACAUCUUACAGCAACGUGGGCGCCUCGUACUGGACCGCAGCGGAGUGCAAUGUGGCCAUCAUAUGUGCCUGUCUUCCCUUCCUGCGACCGAUUGUCAGCUGCCUGUUCCCGAAGCUCCUGUCGACUCAGAGCUACAACCACUACACCCGGAAUCCAACCGCCACUGCUACCACUCGGUCCCGAGUCACGCGCAUGCAUCUGCCCUCACAAAAUGACGAUUUCGGCAUGUGCACGAUUGAUGUCGAGCAGGGCGAAAGGAAACCCGACGACACCUUCAAGGGCAUCGAAGUGACCACGGAGAUGUACCAAGAAACCUCCAAAAACGACGAGUCCGCCAGUCAACGAAGACUCGUCAUGGAAUCAUGAUUGACGCCUUCCCCCCCUCGUUUACAUUCUUUGUAUAUUCUUUUUUGUUUCCAGCUUUAUACCAUUCGGUCCAUGUCUUCACUUUCAUUUUUGCACACGACUGUUAUUCCAUGGGAGGCAAAACUGUACAUUAUUCGCAUGAUACCAUAAUGACCACCAAAUCAACCACAUACAUACAGACCAGACAAGAAAUCACAAACUUCCCCCAAACAUCCGAUAUAACAUAAUACAAU
Molecule: messenger RNA, 1346 nt
Organism: Aspergillus pseudonomiae
Lineage: Eukaryota; Fungi; Ascomycota; Eurotiomycetes; Eurotiales; Aspergillaceae
Product: PTH11-like integral membrane protein
Exons: 4
Coding region: 1-1113 (370 amino acids)
Source: RefSeq, a predicted model, not a curated record